Messenger RNA from Meira miltonrushii, 1815 nucleotides. RefSeq names its product WD40 repeat-like protein. The record is from RefSeq and is a predicted model, not a curated record. NCBI's taxonomy places the organism in Eukaryota, Fungi, Basidiomycota, Exobasidiomycetes, Exobasidiales, Brachybasidiaceae. The transcript has 2 exons. The coding region runs from base 1 to 1815 and encodes 604 amino acids. Gene Ontology annotation, molecular function: protein binding.
AUGUCAUCCAAAAUGUAUGGAAAUCAUCGAUCACUCGUCCCAUCCGGUGGUGCUUCGGGAUCAGGUCCACCACCUCCUCCAGGUGCAGGAGGUGCAUCUUCAGCUUCGGCAGCACGAUUAGCAGAUUUGUUGGACUUUGUUCGUCAUGAAUUCGAUCUCAUCAGUGGAGAAACCAGCACUUUGAAAGGACAGCGUGAUGAAUUGGACAGUAGAAUCGGACAACAAAUCAGCGAAGUGCAAUUAAUGCAACAACAUAUCAUGGAUCUCGAAUCUCGGCACACUGCAAUGUCACAACAAUACGAAGAAGAAAUUAAAAGACUACGACAUAUGCUUGAUUCACGCGGUCCAGAAAGUCAAGGUGGUGGUGGUGGAGCAACUGCACCUCCUCAUUUGCCAACAUCCACUUCUGGUCCACCUCAAUUGGCUCCAGGUGGCUCAAAGGCUGGCGGUCCUCCUCCUGCUUUUGGUGCUCCACCAGGAGCAUACCGCAAUGGAUAUGAACGUGAGCGUGGCCCUAAUUCCGCCGAAGGACCAGGUGGUAAACGUCCUAGACCUGACGAGCGUGAACGUGAUGGACGAUAUGCACCCCCUAGUCCUGGAAUGGAGAGAGACCGUGAUGGCGGAAGACCAGCAGCAUCGUCCAAGAAAGAAGGAAGUGCUUAUCCAUACCCUUCACGCGAUCAUGAGCCCUCGCCUGCUCCUAAUGCAGCGGCAGGAAACAACAGCCUUGCAAAUUUGAGCGAACUCGAUCCUGAAGAUGUACCAAAGGACUUGAAGAAAGAAGGAAGCGAUUGGUGGGCAAUCUUCAACCCCAAGGUCAAGAGACAAUUGGAUGUCAGCUUGGUUCACACUUUGAUGCACGAAAGUGUUGUUUGUUGCGUUCGUUUCUCACCUGAUGGAAAGUUUUUGGCAACAGGAUGUAAUAAAAGUGCGCAAAUUUACGAUACCAAAACAGGAGCAAAGACUUGUGUUUUGUCCGAUCAACCGCCAAACCACAAAGGAGAUUUGUACAUCCGAUCAGUCUGUUUUUCACCUUGUGGAAGAUUCUUGGCAACUGGAGCCGAAGACAGACAAAUUCGAUUGUGGAAUAUUGCGACAAAGAAGGUCAAGCAUCUAUUCACAGGACACAAGCAAGAGAUUUACUCUUUGGACUUCUCUCGCGAUGGUCGUAUAAUUGCAAGUGGAAGUGGAGAUAAGACUGUACGAAUCUGGGAUGUGGACAGUGGACAAUUGUUGCACACCCUCUAUACGUCUCCUGGACAAGAACAAGGGCCAAGCGAAGCGGGUGUGACUAGCGUCAGCAUCAGCUCUGAUAGCCGAUUGGUGGCAGCAGGUGCAUUGGAUACCCUUGUUCGUGUUUGGGAUGCAAGAACAGGUCAGCCACUAGAAAAACUUCGUGGUCACAAAGAUAGCAUUUACAGUGUCAGCUUUGCACCUGAUGGACGUUCAUUGAUUAGUGGAAGUCUGGAUAAGACAUUGAAGAUGUGGGAUCUUUCGGGAACGAUUCAUGCACUUGAUCAAAACGUGCCAGAUGAAGAAAAGAUGCAUAAUGCUGUUUGCGCAACGACCUUUUUGGGUCAUAAAGAUUAUGUCCUGUCCGUUUCUUGUUCGCCUGAUGGUAUGUGGAUCGCAUCAGGAUCAAAAGAUCGCGGCGUACAAUUCUGGGACCCAAGAACGGCACAAGCACAAUUGGUCUUGCAAGGACACAAGAAUAGCGUGAUUGCGAUCCAUCUAAGUCCAGCUGGUGGAUUAUUGGCAAGUGGUUCUGGAGAUUUCAAUGCGCGUGUUUGGAAAUAUGAACAAAUUGGAUCAUAG